CCAUCAUGCUGAGCCGGCUCGGGGCGCUGCUGCAGGAGGCCGUGGGCGCGUGGGAGCCCACCCUUGACCUUCUGGAGGCGUUCAUUGAGCACUGGAAGGGCAUCACGCACUACUACAUCGAAAGCACAAAUGAAAACACCCCGGUCAAGGAGACGGAUAUUCCCUGGCGGCUGAAGCAGAUGCUGGACAUCCUGGUGUAUGAGGAGAGGCAGCAGGCAGCGGGCGAGGCUGGGCCCUGCCUCGAGUACCUGCUGCAGCACAAGAUCCUGGAGACCCUGUGCACGCUGGGCAAGGCCGAGUGCCCCCCAGGCAUGCGGCAGCAGGUGUUCCAGUUCUUCAGCAAGGUGCUGGCCCAGGUUCAGCACCCUCUCCUGCAUUACCUCAAUGUCCACAGGCCUGUACAGAAACUUCUUCGGCUUGGUGGGGUUCCUGGAUCCCUUACAGAAAAGGAAGAGGUGCAGUUCACCACUGUCCUGUGCUCUAAGAUCCAGCAGGACCCAGCCCUACUCACCUACAUCCUGGAAGGUAAAAAGACUGUCACUAGGAAGAAAGCAUCCAAAGAACCCACCGCCCUGCCUAGAGAGAUGUCCAAUGUCGAGGACAAGGAGCACCCCCACAGCAAGGCUCCUGACAGGGGUCCCUGUGGGGCCCAGGCCUUGACCCUCCAGCUGCCUACUGAAACCCCGGAGCCCGAUGGAGGGACUGGGGAGAGCAACCUGAUCACCUCCCUGAUUGGCUUGUGCAAGAGCAAGAAAGGUCGUGUGGCCCUGAAGGCCCAGGAGAACCUGCUGCUCCUUGUUAGCGUGGCCCCCCAGGCAGCCGCCACCUACCUGGUGCAGAGCAGCCCCUUUUGCCCUGCAAUUGUCAAGCACCUUUGCCAGCUGUACCAGUCCAUGCCCACCUUCCUGGACCCUGCAGACAUUGCUGCUUUAGAGGGCAUCAGCUGGAGGUUACCCAGUGCCCCAUCUGAUGAGGCUUCCUUCCUGGGCAAGGAGGCCUUGGCUGCCUUUCUGGGCUGGUUUGAUUACUGCGACCACCUUGUCGCCGAGGCACACACGGUGGUUGCAGAUGCCUUGGCAAAGGCUGUGGCUGAGAGGUUGUUUGUGGAGAUUCUUCAGCCACAGCUCCUACACGUGUCCGAGCAGAGUGUCCUGACCUCCACCGCCCUGCUGACGGCCCUGCUGCGUCAGCUCCGCUCCUCUGCGCUGCUUCAAGAGGCCAUGGCCUUCCUCCUGGGCACAGAGCAGAGGCCUGCAGCCCCCGAGGACAGCCCCUGCACCCUGUGUGCUCACCUCAUCAAGCACUGUGACCACCUCUCUGAUGAGAUCAGCAUUGCUACUCUGCGGCUGUUUGAGGAGCUCCUCCAGAAGCCCCAUGAGCAGGUUGUCCGAAGACUGAUCCUGUGCCACCUCGAGGGCCGCCCCUACGUGGCCCGGGGCUCCCAGGAGCCCGAGAGCUAUGAGGACACCCUAGACCUAGAGGAGGACCCCUACUUCACAGACGGCCUCCUUGAUGCCGGCUUUCAGACCUCUGCCAAGCCCCCUCGAGCCCCUGCCACCAACUCGGAUGGCAAAACAGCAGUGACUGAAAUUGUCAACAGCUUCCUGUGCCUGGUUCCUGAGGAAGCCAAGACCUCAGCCUUCCUGGAAGAGACUGGAUAUGACACCUAUGUCCACGAUGCUUAUGGACUGUUCCAGGAAUGCAGCUCCCGGGUCGCCCCCUGGGGCUGGCCCCUGGCUCUCACACCUCUGGACCCCCAUGAGCCCGAGCAGCCUUUCUUCGAGGGGCACUUCCUCCGAAUGCUGUUUGACCGCAUGUCCCGGAUUUUGGAACAGCCAUACAACCUGAAUUUGCAAGUGACCUCUGUCCUGUCCCGGCUCGCCCUCUUUCCCCAUCCCCUUAUCCAUGAGUACUUCCUGGACCCCUACAUCAACCUGGCCCCUGGCUGCAGGAGCCUGUUCUCUGUGCUUGUCCGGGUAAUUGGGGACUUGAUGCAGAGAAUUCAGAGGGUACCCCAGUUCCCCGGCAAACUGCUCCUAGUGCGCAAGCAGCUGAUGGGUCAUAUUCCUGGGGAGCAGCUGGACCACCAGACCCUCCUCCAGGGCGUGGUAGUUCUGGAGGAAUUCUGCAAGGAACUGGCUGCCAUUGCUUUUGUCAAGUUCCCCCCACAGGGUCCUCACCUGCACCUCUCCCCACCCCCAGAAGGGCAUGUCUGAGCCAGGAGCAUGACGGGAGGGGAGGAUCCUGUCCUCACCUCUGCCCAGAAGCUGCCUCCCCUCCCGCCUGGCACAGCCGCCACUACUCUUCUCCCAGGCAGGAGCUUGGCGCCGGCUCCUCUGUAUGCAGGGACCUCUGCCUCUGGAGGCCUGAGCUUCAACUCCCAGGUUACCUCAAAGAGGCUGGCUUGUUGGCGACACUGGGCCGGGCUUCAGGAAGUGGGUCUCCAAGGUACCAGAGGCCAAGGAGCAAAAGAGGUGGCCUCCUGGGCAGCAUGGUGUCCUUGAGGCCUUCUCAGGGGAGUUGGUGAUGGCUAGGUGAGCAUCAGAACCCAGACCCUCCUGUGUUCUGUGCCUGUCACCUGCCUCCACAGGUCAUUUGUGACCGGGGCCAAGACCUGUGACCCAUUCCAGGUGGGCACAGAGUGAGCUGGCAGUUGCAAGGGCUGGUCAGGACUGGAGGUCAGAAAGAUGAGGGGUUGGGAGCCCUGUCUCUGUCCCACUAGGUUCCAUAGAUUCUAAGACUUGACAUUACUUUUCUCCUGCCUUCUUGACUUGACCCUUGUGAAAGGGGCAGUGGAUGGCAGGGGUAGGCCGCCCUUCUUGCCUGGCCCUCCUGGAGACUGUUGCAAAAUCCCCAACCGCCUCAUGGCAAAUGGCCAAAGCAUGCUCCGCACCCAGGCGGGGGCGGCUGCUAAUGAGAACCUUGAUGCAGCUCCACCAGGGCGGGAGAGGGCCUGAGGAGCCGGGGGCUGGGUGCCAGGCUCCAGCUCCAGCUCCAGCUGGUUUCUCUCUGGCGCCUUCUGAAUCAGUCUCAGCAGGUCCACAACACCUGGGCAGAGGGGCUCGAGACCGGAGGAGGCCAGGCCCAGCCCAGUGUUCUCAAUGGAAUGCUCUUUUAGGGAACAAGGAGCUCGGUACAGAUGAGGCCAGGAUGCCCACCUGACUGCAGGCCCCCCAGGCCUGGCAGGGUGGGGCUGGGGUAUAGGUACUAGCCCUGGUGCUCUUCUCCCUGCAUGCCCUCUGAGGCUGGGGCUGCCACCCCACCCGACCCAAAUCUGUCUGGACCUGCAGGAACACACAGGCGGCGCCAGGCAUUACCUCACAGCAGGACUGCAGUUGCUGGCUUGGCUCCUGGGCAAGGAGGAGCAGGCCAGAGCCCCUUUUGCUUCCUUUUCCUGCCCAUGCUGCUUCUAGAAGCCAGCUGCAGGUUGCCAAGAGGUGACAUGAAAGAGGAGGAAACUCAGUGACCUCUGCCUCUCCCACAUUUCUCCAAGCUGGGGAGGACUGACCUGCUGUGCUGAAGGACACCGGGCAUGUGCCUGCGAGUGUGUGCACAUGGGUGUUGGUGUGGGAUGGGAGCAAGCUCGGUGGGCAAACUGGGUCUGUACUCUUUGAUUUUGAAAAUGUUCAAGCAUCCAGGAGUCAUAAACACUCCCCUCCUUGAUGCGCUUUGGCCGUUCUCAUGGUGCCCCCACCCUCACCCCCACCCCCGGACACCACGGCAAUAAAUGGUGUGGUUGCGUGGACACAGCUGCCCUGUUCUCCACCCUUUGCGUCCUUCUGC
Messenger RNA from Molossus molossus (Pallas's mastiff bat), 3783 nucleotides. It is a transcript of the gene FHIP2B, whose product is annotated as family with sequence similarity 160 member B2. Bases 6 to 2216 code for a protein of 736 amino acids. The record is from RefSeq and is a predicted model, not a curated record. NCBI's taxonomy places the organism in Eukaryota, Metazoa, Chordata, Mammalia, Chiroptera, Molossidae. The transcript has 17 exons.